Pseudozyma hubeiensis SY62 is the source of this 1806-nucleotide messenger RNA. RefSeq lists its product as hypothetical. Lineage: Eukaryota; Fungi; Basidiomycota; Ustilaginomycetes; Ustilaginales; Ustilaginaceae. The record is from RefSeq and is a predicted model, not a curated record. Gene Ontology annotation, cellular component: nucleus. The coding region runs from base 1 to 1806 and encodes 601 amino acids. The transcript has a single exon. Gene Ontology annotation, biological process: protein deubiquitination. Gene Ontology annotation, molecular function: cysteine-type deubiquitinase activity.
AUGUCGUCCUCGUCGCCGCAGCAGCAGCUCAUAGCCUACAUCCACCAUGAGCGUCAAGAAGCCGGAAGCAUGCUGUGCGCACAACACGCGCUCAACGCGCUUCUCCAAGGCCAAUACUACGACCCUUCACAGCUCUCGCAGAUCGCCACCGAGCUCGAUCAACUCGAAGCAUCCGAGCUGGGGCUGAGCCAAGCCGACAUUGCCGCACGCGAUCGAUCGAGCCUCAAUAUGGACGACACGGGAUUCUUCAGCGUGUCGGUGCUGGAAAGGGCGCUUCAGGUGUGGGGCAUCUCGAUAUCCAGCUGGCGCUCCGCCGAGAUGAGAGCGCGGCACGAUGCACCGGAGCGAGAGGCGGCCUUUGUGCUCAAUCUGAACAGUCAUUGGUUCACCAUCCGUUCCUUUGGCACCACGAGCAAGUUCUGGUACAAUCUCAACUCUUUCCUCGCCGAGCCGCAGUGGAUCGGCAACAAUUAUCUCGGCACAUUGCUUCAUACAGCCGAGUCGGAGGGAUACUCGGUGUUUGUCGUGCAGGCUUCGGAGGGAAGCGCUGGGCAGGGCUUGCGUGAGUCGGAUGCAGAUCAGAUUGCGGAUCACUUGCCACCACCGGGGGCUCCUUCGGCAAGCAACAGCUCCAAUUCGGCGAGCCUUGGCCUUCAGCCAGCAGCGACCAGCCAGACGCCGCCGAUGGCGCCAGUAUCCAACGCGAGCGAGUUCCGUAGCCCGGCUCCAAGCUUCGGGCUUGGCGGCGACGAAGACGAUGCGGAGCUCCAGGCGGCUCUGAGCGCCAGCCUUCUACAACACACCUCUUCUGCUACUGCUCCCGACACACCGAGCCGAUCUCGCGUUCGUCAGGUCCGCGGUGGGAGCGCCGAAGAUACUGCAGGGGGGAACAGCUUCAUGGGCGAGACCGACGCCGACAUUGAUGCGAUCGCACCCUCACGACGUCGACACCGGGCCGGCUUUCCUGACCCUGUCGACGACGAUCUGCGCAGAGCGAUGGAAGCAAGCCUGUCAAGCUCCUCAAGUCGGCCUUCCGGGGCCGGCGGUUCCUUCCAGGGCCCUGUUGCUACAUCUUCCUCAUCCUCUUCCACCUCGUCACGACCUGUAGGCCGCAGAAAGCGACGGGCUCAAGAACGACAGACUGGCCUGUCGCGCGAUGACGCGAUCGACCUGGAUGACUCGCGCGGCGACGACACCCUCUCAAGCGAUGUCGAGGAAUUGCAUCCUUCAAGUCUGUCGCAUCGCUCGCCGUUUCUCAGCCCAGCGAUGGCUGCAGCCAACCUCAACAACGAAGACGUGGAAGAGAUCGUGGACGAUGACGACGAGAUUGCUAGCGACGACGACCUCAUCGACCCCUUCAGCGUACCAGGCGCACCCGAAGCGAGCGCGGUCAUCGGACCUCGGCAGGACAGGCAUUACGACGAUGAGGAUGCGGAGCUGCAAGCGGCGCUAGCUGCUAGUUUGGGCGAUACUGAAGCAGCUGCUCGCUUUACGGCAGAGAAUCCAAACUAUCGCAAUGCGACCAGGCGGUCGGAAGAGCAGCAAACAGCAAUUCCCGACGACGUGGAUCGAAUCACCAAGAUGCGGGAAGAGGCGAAGCGAAAGGCGCGAGAGGAGCAGGAGAGACAGGAACGGUUGGCGAGAGGUGAGCCGGUGGAAGAGCAAGGCAGCUCAAGCAACGCCAACGCGAGUAGCGGUGGUGGCCCUGGUGCAGGUGAUGCAGACGAUGACGAAGACGAAGAGUCGGAAGCGGAAGAGGUGAGCGCUGAGGAGAUGCGUCGCCGUCGAUUGGCGCGGUUCGGAUGA